This is a messenger RNA of Guillardia theta CCMP2712, 425 nucleotides long. RefSeq lists its product as hypothetical. Bases 14 to 340 code for a protein of 108 amino acids. Lineage: Eukaryota; Cryptophyceae; Pyrenomonadales; Geminigeraceae. The transcript has 2 exons. The record is from RefSeq and is a predicted model, not a curated record.
ACCCUCACCCGCCAUGUACGGAGCCGCCGACACGCGCAGGCCGCAGCAGCAGCAGCAGAGGCAGAGACUUUCCCUUGUCUUCGCGCUCAUCGCCGCUGCUCUUGUCUCCUGCAUCGGCAUCAUCGCCUAUGCCAAGCACUCCAACGCUCUGGCCCCCGUCGAGACCUUCCAGAUGACCAAGCUCGGAACUGAAUACCAGGUUGCCUCUGCUCUCAUGAAGCACGCCACCGACAUUCAGUUUGACGAGAACGCUCCUGUCCCUGAGAAGUUGGCUGAUCUUGCCAAGGCUGCUGAGGAUGAGAUGAAGAUCGAUGCGGAGGUCAUGGCCCAGCGCCGAUAAGCUAGUUACUCUUUCUUGACGGAUAGUUGUCAGUCACACUGUAGAUUUCCGUGUUUUUUCUUGAGGAAAUUGGGAAAAUUCAGAA